This is a messenger RNA of Empidonax traillii (willow flycatcher), 940 nucleotides long. RefSeq names its product translocase of outer mitochondrial membrane 40 (gene TOMM40). The transcript is spliced from 9 exons. Lineage: Eukaryota; Metazoa; Chordata; Aves; Passeriformes; Tyrannidae. The record is from RefSeq and is a predicted model, not a curated record. Gene Ontology annotation, cellular component: mitochondrial outer membrane translocase complex; mitochondrial outer membrane. The annotation marks the transcript as partial. Gene Ontology annotation, molecular function: transmembrane protein transporter activity. Gene Ontology annotation, biological process: protein import into mitochondrial matrix.
CCGCUCCCGGCCGCCCCCCCCACCCCCCACCAUGGGCAACGUCUGGGCCGCCGGGUCCCCCCCGCCCCCCCCCACGGCGCACCCUCCCCCCCUCCUGCCCGUGCCCCCCCCCGGCUUUGGGGGCCCACCCCCCAUGAGCGGCCUGGGGGGGUCUGGGGGGGCCCCCCCCAGCCCCACGGAGCCCCCUGGGGGCGACCCCCUGCCCAACCCAGGGGCCUUCGAGGAGUGUCACCGGCGCUGCAAGGAGCUGUUCCCGGUGCAGAUGGAGGGGGUGAAGCUGACAGUGAACAAGGGGCUCAGCAACCACUUCCAGGUGAACCACACGGUCGCUCUCAGCACUUUGGGGGAGUCCAACUACCAUUUUGGGGCCACCUAUGUGGGCACGAAGCAGCUGAGCCCCACUGAGGCCUUCCCGGUGCUGGUGGGGGACAUGGACAACAGUGGGAGCCUCAACGCCCAGGUGAUCCACCAGGUGACGGGGAGGCUCCGCUCCAAGGUGGCCUUCCAGACGCAGCAGGCGAAGUUCGUGAACUGGCAGGUGGACGGCGAGUAUCGGGGGGGCGACUUCACGGCCGCCCUGACCCUGGGGAACCCUGACAUCCUGCUGGGAUCAGGGAUUCUGGUGGCCCAUUACCUGCAGAGUGUGACCCCCACCCUGGCGCUGGGGGGGGAGCUGGUCUAUCACCGGCGCCCAGGAGAGGAGGGGGCCGUGGUGUCCCUGGCUGGGCGUUACACAGCGCCCACGUGGAUCGGGACCCUCACGCUGGGGCAGGCGGGGGCUCACGCUACCUACUACCACCGAGCCAGUGAGCAGCUGCAGGUGGGAGUGGAGUUCGAGGCCAGCACGAGGCUCCAGGAUUCCAGCGUCGCCUUUGGGUACCAGCUGGAGCUGCCCCGGGGGAACCUGCUGUUCCGGGGUACGAGGGGGGGGCCAAAAAUG